AAUUAUACCUUUAGUCACCGUGAAUGUACGUUGAUCAAGUGGCAGUGUUAUGAAUCAGUUUGAGUGUUAAUUCGCAUUUCUACCACAGUCGGUAAAUACAACACCAAUUCGUUGUUAUAAGCAUACAAAGAUUAGUGUGGUGCGAUUCGUCAGCAACAAGAUAUUUAACAUUGUUUUUUGACGUCCAAAAACGAGAUAAGCAGCGAUUGGAUCCGUGAUAAAUUUCCUGCAUUGUCGAUAAAAGUAACCACCGAGUGUUUCCUCAACCGAAGGUGGGCCAAAGGAAUCAAAGGAAUCAUAAUGGCAAAAAUGGCGUUUCAACACCAGGCGGGGACCGCGAUGGAGUGCCUCAGCAUUCCUAUAACGUUGCACAAAGAAAAAGAUGUGGACGAAGAGGGACGCGAAGUACUUAAAUGCGGGUUCAAAAUCGGUGGUGGAAUAGACCAAGAUUUCAAAAAAAGUCCUCAAGGAUAUACUGAUUAUGGCAUUUACGUGACGGAAGUCCACGAAGGGAGUCCUGCGGCAAAAUCCGGCCUUCGAAUGCACGAUAAAAUUUUACAAUGUAACGGAUACGACUUUACUAUGGUAACGCACAAGAAAGCCGUCAGUUAUAUUAGGAAAAACCCGGUGCUCAAUCUGCUGGUGGCACGAAAGGGAGUUACCUCAACUUAAACAUCACACACACAGACACAUACACGUCGCUGUGCCGAAGGCGUAGACUUUUUGUUACAAUAGGUAUUACUACUAUUAGAUCGUAUAUUAGCUUUUAAUGGAUGUAGGCAUCGCUGCCGGAUAGGACAUGCCCGUGUUAGAGUAUAGUUUCAGAAAUGUUUUUAUCAGUACAUUCGGAAGCAUUUUUAAAUAAGGAUUACUUUAUUCAUUGCACAGCGGACCUUGAUAAUAAAACCGUACAUUGAACAGCUGGGAAAUCUUUCGCUACCAAGUUUCUAGGCUGUUGGGAACAUUUGAUUUUUCUCUAUGCUUAUUAGCUAGCGUAAGCACUUUACCAGGAAAUGAGCUCUCUUUAUUAGACUUACACAUAAUGAUCACAAAAUGUUCCUCUAUUGUUAACCUAUCUAAGUGAUAUUCCAGUUUAUUCAAAUAAAAACCUAUUAGAUUUUUUACACCACAAAAUUUGUAUGUUACGGGGGGUGUUACGACUUAUACACAAUUCCAAGAUUUGUUUCAAAUUCAUCAGGCAUGGAGAAUUACAAAUGUUCCAUCAAUCCUAUUAAACAAUCCACACAAGCAAGCUGAUCAAUCGUAAUAGAUAAGAUGUAACUGUUUAUCUAAUUUUAUAUAGCCUCAAAUGGGAAUAAAUGCAUGCCAAAGUAAA
Aedes aegypti (yellow fever mosquito) is the source of this 1336-nucleotide messenger RNA. RefSeq lists its product as uncharacterized. Gene Ontology annotation, molecular function: protein binding. The transcript is spliced from 3 exons. NCBI's taxonomy places the organism in Eukaryota, Metazoa, Arthropoda, Insecta, Diptera, Culicidae. The coding region runs from base 301 to 672 and encodes 123 amino acids. The record is from RefSeq and is a predicted model, not a curated record.